This is a messenger RNA of Verruconis gallopava, 228 nucleotides long. RefSeq lists its product as uncharacterized. The record is from RefSeq and is a predicted model, not a curated record. Lineage: Eukaryota; Fungi; Ascomycota; Dothideomycetes; Venturiales; Sympoventuriaceae. The transcript is spliced from 2 exons. The coding region runs from base 1 to 228 and encodes 75 amino acids.
AUGUCAUUCGUAUACUCCGAUGACGAGACGUGCUGUCCAAGCUGCACGUCUUUCGAAACAGACCGAACGCUAGUUCACGAUGCUCUAGAGCCGAGACCUGCUUCGAUCACGGAACAAGUCCUCGUCGUCUAUAAGUUCGAGGCACUCAGUCACCCGAGCUAUCCGGAGGUUAUCAACUAUCAGUAUUUCUGGAGUCUGGAGAAGAAGAUCAAUUACAAUAAGCGCUAG